Amorphotheca resinae ATCC 22711 is the source of this 3546-nucleotide messenger RNA. RefSeq lists its product as hypothetical. NCBI's taxonomy places the organism in Eukaryota, Fungi, Ascomycota, Leotiomycetes, Helotiales, Amorphothecaceae. Bases 405 to 3338 code for a protein of 977 amino acids. The transcript has 2 exons. The record is from RefSeq and is a predicted model, not a curated record. Gene Ontology annotation, molecular function: DNA binding; zinc ion binding; DNA-binding transcription factor activity, RNA polymerase II-specific. Gene Ontology annotation, cellular component: nucleus. Gene Ontology annotation, biological process: regulation of DNA-templated transcription; DNA-templated transcription.
UCUGUCCCGUCUCAUAUCAUCUGCACUGUUGUACAGUAACCCUCCUUGUCGGCUCUCCCCUCGUGCUGUUGUUACAUCCACGAGGCCUCUUAACAUCAGACAACCCCACCUCCAUUCCACAUCCAUACGACAGACCUCUGCCCUAUCCUCGGACGCACCCCCUCGGGCAGACAAGACGCCACUCUGUUGUGAAUGCCGCCGUGAAAACAGAAUAACCAUUAGCUGUAUUGUUGGAAGUAAGCCCGGGCAACCCUCUUCCUGAAAUAGCUGGCUCUCAACGAAUAGAGAAGAGAACCCGUGCCACAGCGCUACAUUGCAUCUAUUCUAUCCCGUCUCUCACCAGGAAGCGCUCUCAGAGGCCACUUAGUAGGCUACUCAAUCUUGGGUCCGUUGUGGUUGGCAAGAUGACCCAGAUAUACACCCGGCCAAUCCCCGCGGCCCUCCAUGAACAACAGCCUUCAGUCUACGAGCGAAGAACUACCCAGGAUUCAUAUACCACCCCAGAGUCCCACAAGUCUUCAGCCCUCUCAUCAGGUCCUUACUCAGAGCGCCGGUACCAGAGAAAUGAUUGGGACCUGUCACCGCCGCACUCAAUAACGUCUGACCACAAGAGAGGGAUCAAUGAGGUCCCCGCUGCAAGAGUAGGAGACAUGUAUCAGACCCGGCCAGAGACGACCCAAAAUUCCCAGAGAGAACAGUUACCGCCUUUGAGCAGCUUGUUUGGCGGACCUACCCAGUCCCCAUACUCAGACCGACAGAGCCCUGUAUUCCCAGCUGUCUCUCCACUCGACCCUCGACAUCCAUCCACACCCGCCCGCCCAGAUCGGGCGUACGAUGCAUUCGCUUUCCAACGGCCAGCUACCUCUCAUCCGUAUCCGUACUCAAAACCAGAGCAGGUUGACAGACCUGGCUUCCAACCUCCUUCACUCCCUCCCCAAGUCGGGGGGAGACCAGAAUCACCUCGAUAUGAACCACGCUAUACUCCUCAAAAGACCACCAGGACGCAGCAAUCACCUGCUGUAAACAACUGGUCUCCCCAGUCUCAAACCUCUCGUCAAGAGCCCUUCUCGAGAGACACAUCUUCGUCUUUCAGGGCUCACGCUGACCAGUAUAUCCCGCAGCCACCGCCCCUGCAGAGACCCGAGCCAGAGCCCAGGCCGACAUUUAGAGAUUCUCAGGCCCCAGCAACGCUCAACUAUCCCCCCACUCCCGCCAGCACGGUGUCUGGGGAUGCAACCACGACGAAGGAUGGUCUGGGGCCGAAGAUUUGGACUGGGACUCAGUUCUUGCCACGCUUUGUCCGACAAGCGGAGGUCCCAGGGGAAGGAAUGUGUUAUUUCUACGACGAUGGGACGCACUGCAAGACGGUGAUCGAUGGAGAAGCGGUUAAUGCUCACUGGGGCGUGACGAAAGCAGGGAAGCCAAGGAAGAGGCUGGCAAUCGCGUGCAUUACGUGCAGGGAGAAGAAAAUCAAAUGUGAUCCGGACUAUCCACGGUGUGUGCAGUGUGAGAAGUUCGGGAGGGUAUGCAAGUUCAAGAACGCACCUCGAGGUGGCCAAGGCUCUCCAGAUACGCCACCGGCCGAGUCAGAGGACGUCACCCCACGGCCUACGUCGUCAAGAGCAGAGGGGGAAUCAUUCAAGCCUGAGAAGCGUGAGCAUAGCCCGUCUGCUUCUCCUCGACCGAUCUUGCGGCAGAUAACACCAGACUCCGAAGUCCACCGUGCAAAGCGUCAACGGAUUAGCUACGGUGACUUCACCCCAGUUGCAUCAGAAGCCUCUCCUCGACCGUCCCGCGAACCUCGCUCUCCCUCGACCCCGUGGGUCGAAGCGUUGGGCCCCAGUCCAAUGGAGAACAAUCUCCUCCAGGAUUGGCAGGUGAAUCCUUACAGCACACAUCCCGCUGUUGUCAGCGAACUCCUCUCCCUAUUCUACAAGUACUCGCCGGAACCCGCAGCCGGCUUGUUUCCAGAAGGCCCUUUCAGGUCGUGGGUCCUCUCUACCAGUGAUAGAUCACUCGACGAUCUGAUGAUCAUCUACACGUUGUUGGCUCUUGGGACAGUCUUCUCCACGAAGCCAGAACACAAAGCGCUUGGUAUUCGGUAUGCUGCAAUCUCCCGAUAUGCCUGUGACAACCGCCACUUUAGCAUCCAGUUGGUGCAUUCUCGUCUUCUCCUGGCCGUCUACUACUUCGCGAGCAACAACCCCAACGAUUCCUGGGAUUUCUGUGGAGGAGCGAUGAGAGCCGCCAGCGGAUUGAAACUCAAUGUGGAGAUUGAGAGAAGUGAUGAUGCUUUCCUCACAACAUUCCCUUACGGACUCAACCGCCAUGGAUAUGCGGAAUGCAGGAGACGGACUUUCUGGUGUUGCUACCUCAUGGACCGAUUCCACGGCUUCUGUUCUGGCCAUCUCAGCCUGGCGCACUCUGAAGACGUCUUCUUACGACUCCCUUGCGAUGCGGAGAGUUUUGACGCCCAGGUCGAGACGCAGAGCCCGUUCUUUGACCCAUAUGGCUCUCCAUCUCCGAGUCCCAACGGGAAGAUGGGCUCUCUGGCAUACCUGAUCAUCGCCACCUCCAUCUGGGGCGACGUUAUGGCGAAUAUCUACCGCACAUCGCAGAGCCGCACUGCUCCAGCGAACAGUUCUGCAUUCAUGGCAUUCUACGACAAGACGACGCAGCGGCUGCGGGAUUGGAAAGACUCCCUCCCAGAACACUACACCUUCUCUACCGAGAACCUGAAGCGUGAAGAGGAGAAGGCCAAGCUAGGCACCUUCAUCGGCAUGCACUCCAUCUACCACACCGCCUACAUGAAACUCAACCGCUAUGUCCCACGCUCCAUGCUCACCCCCGCCCAACUCACCCACCACGUCUCCCUUGCCACCCAACACGCCGAAGACCUCCUCCUAAUCAUGGACGCCGUCGCCUCCCGGCGCGCCUCGCUCCCCCGGCCCCCGAGCCCCUCCGCGCCCCUCGCAGCUCCCACCCGCUUCUCCUCCCCCUUCACCGGUUAUGCCAUGGUCUCCGCAGUCGACAUCCUCACCGCUCAGGUGCGUCUCUCCUCUGUGGCCGACCGACUUGCGUCUUUCGGCGGCGUCCGCGCCGUGCUCGCCGAGCUGGCCCUCUUCUGGCAGAGCGCGAGACACCAUCAGGCGCUCGUGCUGCAGCGGAUCCAGUACCUGGGCGAGCGGGCGCGCGCCCAGGAACCGGGCGGGGCGGGCGCUAUCGGGUUCAAGACUGCGGGCGCGGCGACCGGGGCUUGGGAGAAAGACGCAGUGGCGGAGAUGAGAGAACCGCUGGAGAAGAUGUUUGCUAGGGAUUUUGAUUGUAUCUAUGCUUAAGAUGGGGGGAAAUCUUGGGUUGGGGACGGUAGUUAACGAUAUCUUUUGUGUGCUUUUAGCGGGUGUUGUGUUAUGUAUACCUAUCUAUCUAUCAUUGGGAUUGUACCAUGGUUAUGGCGAAAGGAUGGGUAGGAUAUACUUGUACGAAUUCUUAUAUGUACAUGACUUGGUAGCAAUAAGAUGAACGAAUGAAUAUAUGAAUACUCGC